AAGGUGACAUUCCUUCCCCUUGUCCUCUGUUCAAAUAACUGACAAUCACACCCCAAAUAAAUAAAUACCCUGUCAGCCCUGUCCUUACGUAAAAUUUAAGAAAAGGAAACCAUGCAACAGGUACGAGGCUAAGGUUUUGGUUCGGUUGUUUUUAUUAUAGAUGGAAUGGUUAGAGAGAAGGGGUAAGAAGGACGAAAUGAAAGAAAAGACAAGGCACUGGAGAUUGGAAUUGAUGAUUGGGAACAACCAGAGGAAAGAGCUUGGAUGCGACGACGACGUAUUGGCGUCACCGACGGGUGUGUUUGAGGUGGCUAUUUCGGGGGCGGAUUCGGACAGCACAGGGAGCAGCAACUGCAGCGGUUCUGGGUCUCCUAGGAUGGGCCCACAACGGGCUCAAGGGAGAGAUGGGCACACUCAGCAAUGGAAGGCAAUGAUCGAUGCUUUGAGGUUCAAGUCGGUGAGAAGAUUCUCGACCAUUCCUUUGCUUGCGGCUAGCUACGAGAUAUCUCGGAGAAGCCUUAGAAACAAGUUGGCUCGCAUUCGAACCGCUAACGAAGACGACGAUUUGGAUGCCGCUAUUGAUCUUGAUGGUAUUCCUACCAAGCCUUCUUGGAGGAACUUCACUUACGCUGAUCUUGCUGCUGCCACCGACGAUUUCAGCCCUCAGAACAUGAUUGGAAAAGGUGGUCAUGCUGAAGUCUACAAAGGACACUUACCUGAUGGUCAAGUUGUAGCAGUUAAGAGGCUAAUGAAGAACGAAAAGGAAGCAGAGGACAGAGCUGGUGAUUUCCUGUCAGAGCUUGGAAUCAUUGCUCACAUUAAUCACCCAAACGCAACACGCUUGAUUGGGUUUGGGAUCGACCAUGGCCUCUACUUUGUUCUACAAUUGGCCCCGCAUGGCAGCCUUGCCUCUUUGCUCUUUGGUUCUGAAUGCUUGGAGUGGAAGAUAAGGUUUAAAGUAGCUGUUGGGGUAGCAAAAGGAUUGCAAUAUCUUCAUCACGAUUGCCCAAGAAGAAUCAUUCACAGAGACAUCAAAGCUUCUAACAUAUUACUAAACCAAAAUGAUGAAGCUGAGAUUUCAGAUUUUGGAUUGGCAAAGUGGCUCCCAGAUAAGUGGGCCCAUCAUGUUGUCUACCCAAUAGAAGGCACAUUCGGGUAUUUGGCUCCAGAAUACUUCAUGCAUGGAAUUGUCGAUGAGAAGACUGAUGUUUUCGCAUUUGGGGUCUUAUUACUGGAGCUCAUAACAGGUCGUCGUGCAGUUGAUUCGAAUAGUAGAGAAAGUCUUGUGAUCUGGGCCAAACCACUGUUGGAUGCAAUGAGUGUCAAAGAAAUGGCAGACCCCAAAUUAGAAGAGAAAUAUGAUCCCACAGAAAUGAAGCGUGCCAUGGAAACGGCUUCAAUGUGUAUCCACCACAUGUCCUCUAAGCGGCCAUACAUGAAUCAGGUUAUGCAGCUACUGAAGGGAGAAGAGGUGGCUAUUGAACUCGACCAAAAAUCAAUAGCUCCAAGAUCGCUCCUGUUAGAUGCAUGUGACCUAGAAGAUUAUACUUGCUCUAAUUAUUUGAAUGACCUCAAUCGCCACAAGCAAUUAAUCAUGGAGUGAUGCAUUACUUGAGUUAUGUGCU
Abrus precatorius (Indian licorice) is the source of this 1625-nucleotide messenger RNA. RefSeq names its product receptor-like cytosolic serine/threonine-protein kinase RBK1. Bases 161 to 1603 code for a protein of 480 amino acids. Lineage: Eukaryota; Viridiplantae; Streptophyta; Magnoliopsida; Fabales; Fabaceae. Gene Ontology annotation, molecular function: ATP binding; protein kinase activity. The record is from RefSeq and is a predicted model, not a curated record. The transcript is spliced from 7 exons. Gene Ontology annotation, biological process: protein phosphorylation.